Photinus pyralis (common eastern firefly) is the source of this 1030-nucleotide messenger RNA. RefSeq lists its product as uncharacterized. Lineage: Eukaryota; Metazoa; Arthropoda; Insecta; Coleoptera; Lampyridae. Bases 35 to 901 code for a protein of 288 amino acids. The transcript is spliced from 9 exons. The record is from RefSeq and is a predicted model, not a curated record.
AGACGACCUAAAUUUUGUUUUGUUUUAGGGAAUUAUGGCUGCUCUCGACUUUGCCGAGGAGGUGAUAAACGAAACCCAAAGUAUUCCCCAAGAACGUAACUCCAUUCGUCAGCGCCGGCAAGAGGUAAUAGCUACGAAUACUAGCCGUCAAGAAACUACGACAGAGCUGAUUCCAACAACAACCGAAACAUCAACGUCUGAUCCUACAACCGUUACCGUUCUCAACUUUUUCCCUGACCUCGCCAACGACUCGAUCAACGAAAUCGAUUCCGAUCGCGUGCGCUUGAUACGCGAGGACGAGCCAAAAGGCGCCAAAAAUGGCACGGUAAAGGGAAGACAGGAAGACGACGACGGAGACGGCGGUGGACUUUUAGGUGCCAUCAUUUCUGGGUUUUUGGGAAGUCUUAGUAAUCCCGAAGGCGGGGUCGAUAUUGAUGCUGUCGUUAACGUAAUCGGAAGCUUGAGUGUGGCGCGAACGGAUGGGACUUACGAUUUUUCAGGUUUGACGGAUACGUUAAUGGCCUUUUUCGGGGGUGGCGACGACGGCGGCGGUUCGGACGUAGGAUCGUUCGUCGGAGGUCUUGCAGCAGCGUCAAUUGCGGGAUUUGCCAAUCCUCCUGGAGCGAAAGGAGCCGGAAGCCUAGUGGGAAACUUAUUAAAACAAGUAUUGCCUGCCAUAAGCGCUCCGGAUCCACCUGCACCAGGAGAAAAACCGCAACAAAGCGGCGCUGGAGGUUUCCUACUUAAUUUACUGAAUGGAUUGUUUGGCACUCCGCCCGAUGCAAAUAAUCCCAAUCCGCCAUUCUCUUUCGCAACGAUCAAAUCGAAUAUAAUCACGGCCGUGGUUUCGGCAGUGUCGUCGAUCCUAGGCGCAUCGUCCUCGGCCAGCUCCAAAGGGUAGAAACGAAGAAGUUUUUCCAUUAGGUUACAAAUAUCGUAUAUUUUUUUAAUUGAGUCGCUUUCCCCGCAGAAGUGCGUAGAUUGUUUGAAUUAAAAACAGAUUAAGUGUAAUAAAGGAGAUGCAAUUGCA